AUGACUGUUAUGAUCCCGACAGAUAAAAUCGGAGCUCGAAUUGGUCCUGGUGGAAAGAACAUCAAGAAACUUCAAGAAGGAUUCAAUGUUACAAUUGAAAUCACUGAAGAAGGGAUGGUUAAGGUUCUUGGAUCUGACACUGAAGUUCUUAAAACUGCAAUCUCUACAAUCAACAUGCAAAUCAAUGGACCAGAAAUUGGAUCAGUGUACGACGCUCGCGUUGACUCGAUUAAAGAAUACGGUGCAUUCGUUGAAAUCGGAAAUGGUGUAUCUGGACUAGUUCACGUAUCAGAAAUGUCUGAUGAACGCGUUCAAAACCCAGCUGACUUCAUUAGCGAAGGUGACACAAUUAAAGUUAAAGUUAUGGAAAUCGACAAAAUGGGAAGAAUCAAAUUGUCGGCCAAAGCUGUUGAGUAA
This is a messenger RNA of Notodromas monacha, 417 nucleotides long. Lineage: Eukaryota; Metazoa; Arthropoda; Ostracoda; Podocopida; Cyprididae. The record is from the annotation of a GenBank genome assembly.